Molecule: messenger RNA, 1128 nt
Organism: Miscanthus lutarioriparius
Lineage: Eukaryota; Viridiplantae; Streptophyta; Magnoliopsida; Poales; Poaceae
Source: the annotation of a GenBank genome assembly
AUGGAAUUGGAGGAAACAAAUGUUUUUUGUCCAAAAAAAGACGUAAACCAGAAAUUGAAGAAAGUAUUGGAUAAGAACCGAUUCUUGCUGGUCAUAGAUGGAGAGGUUAGAAAUAGUGAUUGGAAUACCAUCCUUGAUGCAUUACCAGAAGAUCACAACGGUAGUAGGAUUAUUUGUAUCAUGCAAGGUAUACAUAAGAGGCCACCUCCUGCUAUCGAUAAAGAAUACUGGAUUGAGCUGGAAUGUUUUGAAAAAGAAGACACCAGUAGCCUAUGCAUCAAAAGGGUAUGCAUGGAAGAAAAUUUUGAGAAUCAGAUAAAGAACUUUGAUGUUGUCCUGCAUGGUAUAACCAUUGGCCUUCCUCUUGCCAUUGUUCUUCUGUCUGGCCUUAUAAAAACAAAGGAAUAUCCAAAUGAGUGGCAAGCAGUGUUUGAACACCUUGAGUCCAAGAAAUCAAAAAGGCUUGAUAGCAUACUUGCCAUGUGUUUUGAUGAUCUCCCACAUGACCUAAAAUCAUGCUUCCUCUACUUUGCUGCAUUGCCUAUGAACACGCCCGUUGAGGCUCGCAAAUUGGUAUGUAUGUGGAUGGAAGAGGGGUUUCUAAGACCAAAAUAUGGGAAAACAAUGGAGAAAGUUGGAAUAAUCUAUUUGAAGGAGUUGGUUAUGAGGCAUCUACUUAACAUGAAGCACACGAGGCUAACUUUGUGGAUAUCCAUAAUGGUGACGAUAUCCCUUCUUUGGCAACUACUUGUCGCCUCUCGCUACAAAAAUUAUACAGAUAAAUAUGCUGCUAUGUCCAGCUCAUUGUCAAAACUACGAUCUAUCUUGUCCAAUUUCCAAGAAGAGGUCGAAGUUGAUGAGGAAGAAGAAGAUAAUGAGGAAAGUGAUGAUAACGAGGAUGAAGAUAAUGAGGAAAGUGAAGAUGACGAGGAAGAUUCAGAAGAGGAAGGAGACAUAGAGGCAGAGCAAAAGGUAGAAGGUGAUGGGGAUGGAGAGGGAGAAGAAGAUGAAAAUAAUGAGAUUGUGUUAUGUGCAGACAAUGAAAACAACGGGGGAGUUGAGGGAUUGCACGAAAUUACUAGGAAGGAGGGAAAACUAAAACAAGUGAAGAAGCAAAACAGGAAGUGA